AUGGUUUUUGCCAUAAAUGAAAUAAAUCAAACACCAGAAUUAUUACCCAAUGUCACACUGGGAUUCCACAUCUUUGACACCUGCUUCUCUGAAACACGAGCACUGGAGGCUGGUAUGUGGCUAUCAUCAGGACAAAACAACUCUGUUCCAAACUACUACUGUCUGUCCCGGUCAGUAAUCCCUGCAAUUGUUGGAGAUGGCCCUCCAGCAUGCUCGGUUCCAGUUGCUAGUGUCCUUGGCCUGUAUAAAUUCCCACAGAUCAGCCAUGGUUCAACUCUUCCUACAGUCAGAGAUAAGACGCAAGUUCCUUCAUUUCUUGCAGUUGUCCCAAACAGUAAGUACCAGUCUAUUGGAAUUGCCCGAAUGCUAAUUCACUUUGGCUGGAGAUGGAUUGGAAUUGUUGCCUCUGAUAAUGACUAUGGCAUUGAAGGAAGUCUGGAUCUUAAACAGGAGUUUCUCAGUUCAGGGGGGUGUGUGGCUUUUCUUGAUAUUAUUCCCAUUCACAACUCCAUUGAACAGACAAAGAAAAUUGCUGAGAUUAUUGAAAAAUCCACAGUAACUGUAGUUGUUUUAUUUUCUACCACUGAAAAAAUCAGUCCACUGAUAGAAGAGCUAUUUCUACUAAAUGUUUCUGGAAAAGUAUGGAUUACAACAGUUUCAUGGCCCAGUGGUGAGGAUUUUUAUAGCACUAAGGUUCAAAAAAUGGCAAAUGGCACACUAGCAUUUAUAUAUCACAGGGGUCAAAUUAAUGGACUGAAAGAAUUCCUUCACAGCAUCCACCCUUUGACUUCACCAAAUGAUAUUUUCAUUACAUCUUUGUGGGAGAAAGCAUUUAACUGCAAGUGGAAAGACCUCAGCACCAUUCCUGACACAAAACAAAUACAGACUGGGGAAAAUGAAUCACUUUGCACAGGGAAAGAAAUGUUAAGCUCUCUGGAUAAUACUGUGUAUGAUGUCAUUAAUUUUAGAUACACAUACAAUGUCUAUAAUUCAGCAUAUGUACUGGCUCAUGCUCUUCACAGUCUUUUCUCCUGUAUGCCUUCUAGAGGACCCUUUAUUAAUGGCUCCUGUGCUAAUAUGAAAGAGAUUCAGCCAUGGCAACUUUUCCAUUAUGUAAAGAAUACACACUUUAAGAAUCGAGCUGGAGAUGAGAUAUUUUUUAAUGAAGAUGGUGAAGGCCGUGCUCGAUAUGACAUUGUAAACUGGCAAGUGUUGCCAAAUGGGACAGUGAGAAAUCCUAAUGUUGGUAUUUAUGAGUCUCGUACACCAGAUCAUCAUGAAGUCUCUAUAGAUGAAAGUGCCAUUUUGUGGAACACUUUGCACUCCAAGGUACCCAAGUCUGUCUGUAGUGAUAGUUGCCCAACGGGGCAUAGAAAAGUUGCUCGUCGAGGGGAGCCAAUAUGUUGUUAUGACUGUGCCUCCUGUUCUAAAGGACAGAUCUCUAAUCAAACUGAUUCCAUAGAGUGCUAUGUCUGCCCAGAAAUGUAUUGGUCUGAUGAGAAAAGUGAGAAAUGCAUUCCCAAAACCAUCGAGUUUCUGUCUUAUGAAGAAAUACUUGGCACUAUAUUGUGUACUAUUUCACUGUUGAUUUGGCUGCUCUCUGCUUUUGUACUCUGUGUUUUUAUUAGGUAUCGUGAUACCCCUGUUGUGAAAGCAAACAAUCGUGAACUCAGCUACCUUAUCCUUGUGUCUCUCAUGCUUUGUUCACUUUGUUCUUUGAUAUUUAUUGGCCAUCCAGAGAAAACAACAUGCUUGUUAAGGCAAACUGCAUUUGGUUUAAUAUUUUCUUUCAGUGUUUCUUGCAUUCUGUCCAAAACCAUAACUGUUGUCAUUGCUUUUAAUGCUACAAAACCUAACAGCAGGUUACGUAAUUUGGUUGGACAAAGAAUCUCUAAUUCUAUAGUAAUUUUGGGCUCCCUCAUUCAGCUGGUCAUAUGCAUAACAUGGCUUGUAAUCUCUCCUCCUUUCCCAAAACAGAAUUUUGAAGUUGAAGCUGGAAAAAUAGUAGUAGAAUGUAAUGAAGGGUCACCCACUGCAUUCUGGUGUAUGCUUGGGUACAUGGGGGUGCUGUCCACAGUGAGCUUCAUAGUAGCUUUCUUGGCAAGAUCAUUACCAGAUAGUUUCAAUGAGGCCAAGUUUAUUGCCUUCAGCAUGCUGGUGUUUGUCAGUGUGUGGCUUUCCUUCAUCCCAGCAUACCUCAGUACAAAAGGGAAGUACAUGGUGGCUGUGGAAAUAUUUGCCAUACUGUCCUCCACUGCUGGAAUGCUAAGCUGUAUAUUUUUUCCCAAAUGUCAUGUUAUACUAGUGAGACCUGAAUUAAAUACCAGAGAACAGUUAAUGGGGAAAAAGAAUAAUAAACAAUGA
Messenger RNA from Protopterus annectens (West African lungfish), 2364 nucleotides. Its product is annotated as extracellular calcium-sensing receptor-like. The coding region runs from base 1 to 2364 and encodes 787 amino acids. The record is from RefSeq and is a predicted model, not a curated record. The transcript is spliced from 5 exons. Gene Ontology annotation, molecular function: G protein-coupled receptor activity. Gene Ontology annotation, cellular component: membrane. Lineage: Eukaryota; Metazoa; Chordata; Ceratodontiformes; Protopteridae. Gene Ontology annotation, biological process: G protein-coupled receptor signaling pathway.